Molecule: messenger RNA, 4431 nt
Organism: Brassica rapa (field mustard)
Lineage: Eukaryota; Viridiplantae; Streptophyta; Magnoliopsida; Brassicales; Brassicaceae
Product: L-type lectin-domain containing receptor kinase I.9-like
Biological process (GO): protein phosphorylation
Molecular function (GO): carbohydrate binding; ATP binding; protein kinase activity
Source: RefSeq, a predicted model, not a curated record
UCCUUCGCUUUUACGACGAAAUUAUUUCCUCGCUACCUUACGACGAAUUAGCGAGGAUAUAUGCGUUACGACAAACGUAUAACGACGAAACGGGUUUCCUCGCUAAUUCCUCGUAACACUGCUUUUACGACGAAGUAACGAAGAAAACUGCCCUCGUAAAACUUGUGUUUUCUUGUAGUGAGAUGUUGAGUACUGAUAAUGUGUACUGCUCUGUUUUUGGCUAGUAUUAGUUGUUGUGGGUUCUGGAUGCAGGUGGUCCAGUUCGUUUAGGCUAAUUCAUUUUGUGUAGUGCUGUUAUGGCUUGUGUCGGAAGUUUGUAAUUUAUUUUGUGUAGUGCUGUUAUGACCAAGUGUCCUCUUCAAGAGAAAUAGUACAUGAUUAUCCAUAACCAUUGGAGACACCUUGUUUUUCUUUUUAAGCACUUCAAAAUAAGCAACUUGCAUUGGAAGACAAAAAUUAUAAGUUUCUUAAAGAAUGUGCUUCACACAUAUUUAGUACUAAAAAAAUGAUUAAGCAUCCCAUUAAGGGUGCUAGGGAUAAUCAUGCUCUAACUUACACGUAUAUUUGCAAUGAAUGAUGCAAUAAUCAAAAUAAAAAGUCCCUUAUAGCUAUAUUUUAGCAAAAAAAUUCCUUAUAGAAUUGCUCAUACAAAUAUAUAUGAAAUCAAUUCUGACAUAAAAACCGUUAACAAAUGAUAGCAGUUAAAAUUUCGCAGAGUCAAAUUGCAACGUGGCAAAAUUUGGAUCGUCAGAUCAAAAACAUCAGUAGGCUAACCGUUUAAAGGAAACGGCUAUAAUAUUACCCGCCACAAAAAAAAAAUCUUUACUUGACGACGGAUUGUGAUGGUAUUUAUGUUUCUGUUACUACGGUUUCUGGAUUCGUGUCUUGUUUGUCAGUCCAGGGUUUAUGAAUUAUAAUAAAUGCUUCCAUUACGGAUCUUGCUGCUCUCAAAAUCUCAGCGACAACUCGCGUGGAACCAGAGCUUAUGGCAAAACUACAAACUGAGCUUGCUGUAGCUACGGAAUGCGUAGCCAUGCUCCUCUAGCCUCUAACUCAAGGGAUAUUAAAUCAACGGCUUUUACGGUCACUGUGACAACAUAAUCACCGCAGCCUCUGUGGGAGCUGGAUACCACAAUCUCCCCGGAGCUUGCAACAAUGGCCGCUUUCUAAGCAACCCACAUGUAUGCGUCUGUGCUUCAAGUAACCUUUGGAAAGAAACAUGUGUGGAUGCCUGUUGAGAGUAGAAUUCUUAGCUGAGGUUUGCUAUGCACAAAUCAUGUGCCAGAACUGAGAGUCUCAAUGAAGUAAUAUCUUGAAGUUGCAUGUCCUAUCUCCCUUGUGAUUGUUAGAUUCUUCCUUGGUUAUAUAGCAGGUAUUUGACCACUAAUCUCUCAUCUGAUUCUCCAUUUACAUUAAUGAAGUUUCUCUAAGAUACCAUCUCCUGCUGCCCCCAAAAUAAAUCUGGUAGGUAGUAAUUAAGUUUACAAAUUGUACCUCUGUGGAAUUUAGGUUUUCUAAGAGAAAUAAACUGUUUCUAUCUAAUCUUGUACUGCUCUUGGUGUGUCUACAACAGAGACAUAACCAACAAAUGAAGCAAGACGCUCUGUGCAAUUCCCGCCCUCACUUGCGGUUUCUGAGUAGCAGAAGUGUGUAUUAUGCUAUAGUGGUUGUCUAUAUUUCUUCUCUCUAAUCUUAGCCUAGUGAUUUGAUUUAUUUUGCAUGUGUGAACGUGUUCUCCUGCCCCCUGUAGAGCUUAAUUAAAUAAUCCUAAAGGGUUAGGUAAACAAAGCAGGACCUAACAGUAGUUUCUGUCACUUUUCCUGUUUUAAUUAGUUUAGAAAUGUUUGUUACCCCGCAUGUAGCAUUUGCGUUGUCAAUUUGGACUGAAGUUGAUUUCAUAUUCGUUAAAAUAUUGUGUGAAAUGGAAUAUUUUGAAAACCACGUUAAGCUUUAUUUCUAGAUUAGUUUAAUAUCAACGUGUUAGUGGAGUACAGUUUAUAAGCAAAACAAUAUUGAUAGGCUUGGAUCACUGAAACAGAAGCUCACAUCCUUUUCUUGUUCACUUUUUCUCAAGCUUUGCGAGGUUUUGAGAGAAGAUCUACACAUCAGAUCCAGACUCUCUGAUUCAUCAUCUGCAUGGCUAGUUGGCUGCUUCAGAUCCUGGUUAUCUCUUCUCUUCAUCUGAUUUCUCUAUCAAGUCAACAAGAGACGAGGUUUGUCUAUGAAAACUUUCGUGACCAAGAUAAUCUUUAUCUAGAUGAUUCUGCAAAAGACCUUGGACCAUUGCGGCUGACAGGCGGUGCAACGUAUGAAACUGGUCGGGCUUUUUACAAGAAACCAAUUCAGUUCAGUUCCUCUGGACCACUCUCCUUCUCAACUCAUUUCGUGUGUGCUCUGGUGCCUAGAACAGGUAUUGAAGGUGGCCAUGGUCUUACCUUUUUAUUAUCUUCUUCUAUGGAUUUCCCUAACGCCCGAGAAACAAGAUACUUGGGAGCUUUCAACGAAUCAACAAGUGGAUUUCCCGUUCUUGCUGUUGAGCUUGACACUAUUCGGAACCAAGAGUUCGGUGAUAUUGAUAACAAUCACGUGGGGAUUGAUGUGAACAGUCCAAUAUCUGUGGGAAUAGCUUCAGCAUCUUACUAUUCCGACUUGAAAGGGAAAAACGAAAGCAUAAACCUGUUGAGUGGAAAGCCCAUACAGGUCUGGGUGGAUUAUGAAGGCACUGUGUUCAAUGUUUCCAUUUCGCCACUUCAAGUCCAGAAGCCAAGUCGGCCUCUUUUGUCACAUCCCAUUAACCUUUCAGAGAUUUUUCCGAAUAUAUCUCAACUGUUUGUUGGAUUCUCAGCAGCAACAGGGAACGCGGUGAGCGCUCACUAUAUCCUUUGGUGGAGUUUCAGUACAAACAGAGAAUCACUGCCGCGACUUGAUAUCUCAAGACUUCUUGAUAUAAGAACUUCUUGAAGUUCUUAUUCUACAGCUCCACAUAAGAGUCUACCGCCGUGGAUUGUUGUCCUGGUUGUGUGUCUGGGUAUUGUGGUGUUGGCUGUUCUUGCAAGAGUUUAUUUCCACCGGAGGAAGAAGUAUUCAGAAGUGUCUGAAACAUGGGAGAAGGAGUUUGAUGCACAUAGGUUCUCUUACAAGUCCCUGUACAAAGCAACAAAGGGUUUCCGCAAGGAUGAGUUCCUAGGAAGAGGUGGUUUUGGUGAAGUCUAUAGAGGAGAUCUUCCGCAAGGCAGAGAAAUAGCAGUGAAGAGAGUGUCCCAUAAUGGUGAUGAAGGUUUGAAGCAAUUUCUGGCUGAAGUUGUGAGCAUGAGAUAUCUGAAACACAGGAAUCUUGUUCCACUUUUCGGGUAUUGUAGGAGAAAGCACGAACUUCUUCUUGUCUCGGAGUACAUGCCCAAUCGGAGCCUUGACGAGCAUUUGUUUGAUGAGACGAAAUCAGUUCUUUCUUGGUCACAAAGACUUGUGGUUGUUAAAGGAAUAGCGUCUGCUCUGUGGUACCUGCAUACAGGUGCUGACCGCGUUGUCCGCGAUGUUAAAGCUUCCAACGUUAUGUUAGACGCCGAGUUCAAUGGUAGGUUGGGGGAUUUUGGAAUGGCCAGGUUUCAUGAACAUGGAGGCAAUGCAGCCACAACAGCAGCUGUGGGAACAGUAGGCUACAUGGCACCUGAGCUAGUGACAACGGGAGCUUCUACCGGAACUGAUGUUUAUGCUUUUGGUGUUUUCAUGCUUGAAGUAGCAUGUGGUAGAAGACCCGUUGAACCGCAGUUGCAAGUUGAGAGACGUCAUAUGAUCAAAUGGGUUUGUGAGUGCUGGAAAAAGGACGCUUUGCUUGAUGCCACUGACCCGAGACUGGGAGGUGAAUUCAUAGCCGAAGAAGUCGAGAUGGUUAUGAAACUCGGUUUGCUAUGUUCAAAUAUUGUGCCAGAGUCCAGGCCUACGAUGGAACAAGUGGUCUUAUACCUAAACAACAAUCUGCCAAUGCCAGAUUUCUCACCAUAUACUUUGGGGAUAGGCACAUUUGCUCCGUUUAUGGUUGAUGCAGCUUCAUGGAGUUGGUCAGGUCCCUCGAUGUCUUCUUCUUCUUCCAAUCACUCACCUUACCCUUGUCAGCCAGCAGAUCAGCCAUGGUCAGAGACUAAGAACUCUCUUCACGUAGUUGCAGAGCCAGAGAAGCCUAAGACUUGAGACUUGCUUACCUACAGAACAUUUUGAGUCCAAUUCUCACAGCAUCAGCAGUUAGAGGUAAUGCAUUAAUGUCAGCAGACAGAUCUCUUUGGUAGCUCUCAAGAUUGUUCUAAUAAUCGGUCUUAUUUGUCGUUGUUCAAAAAAAAAAAUCAGUCUUAUUUGUACCAAUUUGUUCAGUGUGUCCCUUACAACAUGUUUAUCCACUUAAACGAUUGAUUAUAAACAAAUAGUUUAUGUUUCCUC